AGGUGCCCGUUUACGUGCACAACUCCAAAGAUUUCGUUGCGAAGAGCGCUGCCGUUCAAGCGUUUCCGAUCUGACUCACAGUGUUAUCCUCCUAACCAACCUGAGAAGGCACUCUACCAUGUCUUCCUCAGCCAACAUGCAGGGAGUCCAGUGGCCCCCGUCGCUGCUGCUGGUUGUACGGCGGCACCUGGAGCACGUCGAGGACGCCGUGGCGCCGAGUAUCCCACCCAUGCCGUCCUCCUCGCCCAGCAUCUACGAGUUCUUCGAGUCCCACCGCGACGCCCUCGAGGGCGAGAUGAGGACCUGCAGCUACGACCCAACCGUCACGGAGUGCUGCAUCGCGUUCUUAAUCGGUGUGCUGGAGCAGGCCUGCGCGCUUUCGUUUUUGCUGUCGCGUGAGCGCCGCAUCAUCGCCAUGACGGUCCGACAAGUGGAGAAGCGCCUCAGCAAAUCGCGCACCGCCGCGCCGGAGACGAAGCGGCGCCGCCUUGACGAGGCAGCCGCGACGGAGUCACGCUAUGCGCGUGUCUUGACGCUCGAGUAUCUGCUGCGCCUCUAUGUCUCUCUCCCGAUGAUUUUAGAGCACUACGAUAAACUUGGUAGUGCGGCGAUGCCGGGCUACGCCACGGCUCCUCUGUGGUGCUUCAUUAAUAUCUCCUUGCGGCUGCUGAGCUCAAAUAAUCGACUCUUUUCGCCCAUCACCUCCUACGUUCCUCUGCGCUGA
Leptomonas pyrrhocoris is the source of this 724-nucleotide messenger RNA. RefSeq lists its product as hypothetical. The record is from RefSeq and is a predicted model, not a curated record. Bases 119 to 724 code for a protein of 201 amino acids. The transcript has a single exon. Lineage: Eukaryota; Euglenozoa; Kinetoplastea; Trypanosomatida; Trypanosomatidae.